This is a messenger RNA of Rhizophagus irregularis DAOM 181602=DAOM 197198, 3067 nucleotides long. RefSeq lists its product as uncharacterized. Gene Ontology annotation, cellular component: intracellular membrane-bounded organelle. Gene Ontology annotation, molecular function: phosphatidylinositol-3,5-bisphosphate 5-phosphatase activity. Lineage: Eukaryota; Fungi; Glomeromycota; Glomeromycetes; Glomerales; Glomeraceae. The record is from RefSeq and is a predicted model, not a curated record. Gene Ontology annotation, biological process: phosphatidylinositol dephosphorylation.
GUUGACUUAUGAAUCAAUGGUUUAUAAAUAAAUAUCUCAUAAUUGACGAAUUAGCCAGUCUUAUAAUUAAGGUUGACUAUUAUUAUACUAUUUUUAACGUUUAAAUUAUACCCUUGCAUAAGUUGUUAAAUAUAUAAAUUAAGAAAUUACACGUUAUUAAACAUGUCCGCAGACUUGCGACAUUCAAUGUCUCCUGAUAUAAAUUUGCAUGAAAAAGCGGGCAUAAAGCAACAACCUGGAGGUCGACUAUCAGCACCCCCCGCAAUGGAAUUCUUUGACUCUGAAUCAAAUAAAGUUGAUCGAUUAGUUUUGAAUAAAUUUACAUUAUAUGAGACUAAAACAAAUUAUUAUAUGGUGGGAUCCAAUCAAAGUGACAGUAGAUUCCGAAUAUUGAAAAUUGAUCGAUCCACGCCUACAGAACUUACUGUGAUUGAGGACGAUAUUAUAUAUUCUAAACAAGAAAUAAAUGAUAUUUUAACGGCCCUUGAAGAAGGAAAUAGAGUAUCAGGAGGUUUAAACAAAGUUAUAACAGCAUAUGGAAUUGUUGGAUUUAUUAAGUUUACCGAGGGAUAUUAUAUCUCAUUAAUUACAAAAAGGAGUGCUGUUGCCUUAAUAGGAGGUCAUUAUAUUUAUCAUAUUGAUGAAACAGUUCUUAAACCAAUUGCCCAAGGAACGAAGCCUGAAAAGAAUUCAUCUAAGAAUUCGGAUGAACAAAGAUAUAUAAAUAUUUUCAAUAACGUUGACUUGACGAAAAAUUUUUAUUUUAGUUAUACGUAUGAUAUUACACAUACAUUACAACACAAUAUGACACGACCGCCGAGUCGUAGGAAUUUUUCUUAUAAUGAAAUGUUUGUUUGGAAUUCUUAUUUGUUAGAAAAUGGAUUCAGAAGUCUAAAAAAUAAUUCUGAUUGGAUUUUGCCAAUUAUACAUGGAUUCGUCGAUCAAUCGAAAAUAUCGAUUUUCGGACGAAAUAUUGUCGUGACAUUGAUUGCGCGAAGAUCUCGUUAUUUUGCUGGAGCUCGUUUCUUAAAACGUGGUGUUAAUGAUCAAGGUUAUGUCGCUAAUGACGUUGAAACAGAGCAAAUCGUAUCAGAGAUGAGUACAACUUCAUUUCAUCGAUCCGGGCUCCAUGAUAAUCCGUAUUAUACUUCGUAUGUCCAACACCGUGGAUCUAUACCAUUGUUUUGGUCUCAGGAUGUGAACAUGGCUCCAAAACCCCCUAUAGAAAUAAACUUCCGAGAUCCCUUCUUUGCUGCCGCGGCAUUGCAUUUCGAUAAUAUGUUUAAACGAUAUGGAGCGCCUAUAAUUGUCUUGAAUUUAAUCAAGACAAAAGAAAAAACCCCACGUGAGGGGAUAUUGGGAGAUGAAUUUUCUGAGACUAUGACUUAUUUAAGUCAAUUCUUGCCAGACAAAUGUCUAAAGUAUAUUGCAUGGGAUAUGUCAAAAGCUAGAAAGGGUGAUGACGAUGUUGUAGACUUGAUGGAAGGUUUUGCUGAAGAAUAUUUAGCCGACACUGGAUUUUUCCAUAGUGGACCAGAGGCAUGGAUAAAUGUUUUAAAAAGAGAAGAAAAAGAAGGAAAACCUCAAAAACGAAGAAUGUGUCUUCGCCAAAAUGGUAUUGUAAGGACAAAUUGUAUUGAUUGCCUGGACCGUACAAACGCCGCUCAGUUGAUUAUUGGAAAAUGUGCUUUAGGACAUCAAUUAUAUGCCUUGGGGAUUAUCGACAAACCUUGGGUUUCGGUAGAUUCUGAUGUUGUGAACAUGUUAACAGAUAUGUAUCACGAUCACGGUGACACAAUAGCAUUGCAAUAUGGUGGAUCAAAUUUGGUUAAUACAAUUGAUUCAUAUCGUAAAAUCAACCAAUGGACAAGCCAUUCUAGAGAUUUGAUUGAGAAUUUAAGGAGAUAUUAUAACAAUGCUUUUGCUGAUGCCGAAAAGCAGGAUGCGAUUAAUCUUUUCCUCGGAAAUUUUACCCCGGAGAAAGAAAAACCACAUUUAUGGGAAUUGCCAAAUGAUUUUUAUUUACAUAAUGAUGAUCCUCGUUUUAAGAGGCAACGUAGAAGUUAUAUACAUUGGUGGACAAAGGACGUUCUUCAGCCAAAAGAUGACCAACAACUUGAUAUCUCAAGAUAUCAACUUGUUCCACGCAUAGCACGUCAAUUUGAUGAUGAGACUGAUCCAUAUACAGGGUAUUGGGUAGAAUAUUAUCGUCCACGGUUAUUUACUUCAUUUGAGAAAUUAUUUGCCUCAAAUAUGAAUAGCACAACGAAAUACAUACCUUCGAGUGCUGAGCUCGGAACAUAUGAUUAUAGCCCAUUUGUAGUCCGUACAACUCCACAAGCAGCAAAAUUGAUGAAUAUUGGUGGUGUUAAAAAGUGGCUUGCGCUACCAAAUACUAAACCAAAGGAAAUAAUUGUUGAAGAAAAAAAGAAAAUUGAAGAAAAACCGAAGAAAGAAAAGGAUAAUCUAUCAUUAAUGGAAUCAAUAGUAUCAAAAAGUUUAAAUCCAAUUGUAUCUUCCAAUGAAGCCGAAGAGUACAAACAAUAUGUGAAUCAGGAUAAAAAUAUGGUUUUAACUUCAACACCAAAUGGAGAUACAGAUCCUUCAUUGAAGAGUCAUUCGGAAUAUCACCAUUAUGCAAAUUUUUGUUGUCGUGGCAAUCUUCCAAAUCCGAUAACCGAUUUAAAAGUACCAAAAAUAGACACCAAAAUUUAUGAUGAAUAUCUUGAAUAUCCUAGAAAAUAUGCUAUAAUAAAAGCAGCUGGCUCGAGUCAAUAUGACAGUAGCGGUGUAGCUAAAAGUAGAUAUCAAGCUUAUGAAAGUUGGUUAAAAACUGGUAAAUUAGCUGUAAAUAAUAGUGUUAUUAACAAUAAAAGUAAAGGAAACGAAAGAGGUGUAAAAAAUUUAUAGAUUAAGAAAUAAUGAAAAAAUUUUUUGUAAACUUAGUUAUUAUUUAUUCUUAUUGCAUUCGUAAUUAAUAUAUUUUUGUUUUCUAUUGUAUAAUAAAGUAGUAUAUCAUAUCUAAUAAAUAAAUAUUUUAAAUUAAUAAGAAAAAAAUCGAUAGGGA